AUGAACUCGACAACAGGGAAUGGAUCGAUCGAGUCUUCGAGCUGCUUCAGUUUAACAGCGUCAAAGAUCGGACAGAUCAUUUCUUUGAGUCUGACCCUUGCUGUUUCGUUGGUCGGAAACUCUCUCAUUGUAAUAAUCGUAUGCAAAACGCCAACCUUAAGAAAGUCAAUAAAUUAUUUCAUCGCAAACAUGGCCAUGUCUGAUCUUCUGCUUCCAAUAUUCUGGCUACCUUGGCGCCUGUCAGAGCUGCACUAUGACAACUCGUGGUCGAUCGGUGGUCACUUUCGCCAGGCCUUGUGCAAGAUUGUCCCUUUCUUUAGUUAUGUUUCCAUUGCCGUUUCGGUUCAGAAUCUGAUUCUGAUAGCAGUGGAUCGGUUUGGAGCCGUGGUGUUUCCACUCCGUUCCCCACUCAUCAGAUCCAAGUUACGUUCUUUUUUCAUUCUUGCCACGUGGAUAGUUGCAGUGGCUUUCAGUUCAUCGUACUUGUUCGUCUUCGACCUCUUUAAAUACCAAGGGGAAAUCGGAUGUGUUGAGAGAUGGAAAAAAGCAUUUGGAGAGUCGUCGUCCUUUACUGACUUUGUAGUAGCUUCUUUUAUAGUGUUUAUAUACCUCCCUGUGCUGCUGUUAGCCAUUCUUUACUCCAUCAUUCUUAUCAAGCUCAAGACACAAGUACACCCCGGUGAACAGUUCGCGAACACUCAGCAACAGCAGAACAAAAGAAACAGAAACGUGGUUCAACUGUCCAUUUCUAUCGUAACAGUGUUUGUGCUUUGCUGGUUACCUUAUACUACUAACUUUUUUAUCAUUCAAGCCGGUUCCAUACAUUUGUCCUGUGGUUUUCGGCUAUACUUUGAUGUCACCUUAUGUAUGACUUCCUCGUACUGUGCUAUCAACCCGCUUAUCUGCUUUAUUUUUAGUAGUAAUUACCGACAAGGUCUUAAAUGACUCAUAAAUAGUUCUACUGUCGUACAGACCUAAAUUGUAAAAAUUUGCUUGUGACUGAAUAUGUUAAGAGUUCGAGGUUCGUGGAACACUCCCAAUAAAUACACUGUAAGGAGGUUAGUAAAUUGUGUUCAUUCUACGUGUGUCCUCGGACUUUCGAAAUUGACGAUAUGUGUAACCCAAGCGUAAUUUAAGCGUUUGUAUGGCAAAUAUAGAACCAAUAAUAAGCAGAUAUACUGUACUUAUCUGGUGUUGAUUUUAGUCAGUGGCUCUAGUAAGUUUCGGAGCAAUAUGAGCGGUGGUGCCGGCAUCAUCUGCGAACCUCACAUGUAGUGUCGCAAAACCGGGAAGGAGAGCAGAAAAUCCGCGCCAUCUAGUAGUUGACAAACCUCCUUCGAAAGCAGCUCCAAAUUUCAAGCGAAAAACCUAGUGCAUACAACUUCCUAGCUUGAAUUUCAGACAUUACUUCGAGGUCGGUUACUCUCUCAGUAACUGAGGGAGUAAGCGAUCCACUCGAAGUAAUGUCCGAAAUUCAGGCUAACAAACACAUUCCUCGCAAAAAUCACAAAGCAAAUAGCCUUGAGAUCAGAAAUUAUGUUUUGAAUGCAUUCGCAAAAAAAACAUUCUUCUAUUCUCAAAAAACUUUUUUUUAUUGUUUUUGUUUUGUUUUGUUUUUUUUCUUUUUUUGCCCUAAUUUCUUGAAAAUGUCAUUCGUUUUGUCAAUUCACUACGCUGCCAAAGGCGAGUUUCUUUAUAGUAGGAAAAGGAGCUGGUGAAAGAUCGCUGAGCAGUAGUCGUGAGAAUGUACUAUUUCAAACAUACGUAUGUUAAGCUUGCGAAGAACUAAAGAAAAAGAAAAGCUUAUUAGUGUUCAAACGAUAGCUCGUCCACAAAAUGAGAAAAUGAUAUACUGUUUACACACACGCGAAUCUGGUUUCUUUCUGCAGCUUCUCAGAUUGUCGAAAAGAUUGCAAGGCAAGGGAAAAAGAAACACAAAGAAAUCAAAGUCUCUGCUCAAGGAAAUUAAGGCAUGGGUGUUUUUCAAUUUCCCUCAAAAAAAGUCGAGGGGUUGUCUAUAUUUUAAGGAUUAAGGCCUAGAGCAACAAAACUUGAGUAAAAUAAUGACUCUCAAAAUUUAAUACCAUUCUGAGUAAAAGAAUAUUUAAAUUAGGUCGCGUGACCUUUAACGGCCAUUUUUCGCGAAAAAAAUUAAAUUAGAAGUGGCACCAUUUUAUAAUAGCUGGCAAUCAGAGAAAUUGCAAAAAAAUGUGUCCCCAGAUGAACGACUAAACAUCUGUGCCCGGGCUUUGUUGAAUAAUUUAUUAAUCAGAGUGUAAAUAAACGGAAUUUUGUACUAGUACCCAGUCCCCUUAUCGAACGAUUUUCUCAUUUCCUUCCUUUCUAAAAGAUUAACUGAGAAGGCCCGGACACAGAAAUGAUCUGCCCACUGGCCUUAUAACUAUGACGAUAAUUGAAACUUCCAGAAAGUAAUUAAAAAUGGUGCCAUAUUACCAAGUAGAUUUUUAUGCUAAAAAUAGCCUUAAUAGGUUACGUGACAACUAGUGACUCCAAUCAUCAUUUAAAUUUAUUAAACUUAUACCCAGGAAAUCUGUCCUUAAGUUAUUUUGUGCUAUAUUAAAAGCUUAAGAAGUUAGACCACCCUCCGCCCCCCCCCAGCCUCUUCCUGUUUUUGAGGAAUUAGAUAAAAGACCCAUGCCUUAAUUUUCUUGAGUGUGAGACACCUCAAUGAUGCAAUGAAGAACACUGGGAUAUAUAUGAGUUGUUCGAUCUGUGAAGAUUGUAGCAGUGCAGUGAGACGAAUAAAAUAAAAAGAAUAUGGAAAACAAGCGAUGGAAAGCAAACAAUGAGAAGAGUUUGAUUCGGACAUCGUCAGUGAUGGACAAUAAUAAUAACAAUAACGAAUAUUUAUACAGGAUAAGCUAUCAGUUCUAUUAAAAAGAAGUGUUAUCAAAAGGGCCCUGUAACUAAAUAAUAGAUAACUAAAAAUAAAAAAUAAAAUCGAAAGUGGAAAAUAAAAUAAAAUACACUAAGAAAUCUAAGAUUCAGUAAUCAAAAUCUGUAAACAUUAUUGUCUUAUAAGAUUGGAAAGACUUGUGAAUUCUGGAAUACUACUAAAUCUAGUCUUACCCUCAACAGAGAGCACACUAAAACAUGAGACUAACUUUCGACCAGUUAAAUAAAAACUUCUUUCGUACAAAUAAGCAGGGUUUGAUAUUGAGCUGUACAAAAGUAAGCAAACAUGAACUCCGCAGCAGUGAAUUGAUCGAUCAAGUCUUCGAGCCUGAUUCUUGCGACAUCGAAUCUAAAAUAAUAAUAAUAAUAAUAAUAAUAAUAAUAAUACUUAUAUAGCGCCGAUAUCAAUAUUGCUAUUUUCAUCAGCGCUUAAAAAUAAAAAUAUUUUAAAAAAAUACUAAGACUGCAUAAAGUAUACAUGCAAAAAGUGCAUGAAUCUACUAAAAAGAGUAAAACAAUUAUGUCAACACUAAAACUAUAACUAAGGUAUCUAAAAGAUAGUAAUGCUGCGGCACAUUCUGUUGAUACUGGCAUUAGUUAGGCAGUGGGACUUAAAAGAAUCGAAAAUGACAUUGAAUGUUGGAAAGUACUAGAAUAAUUACUAUCAGUCUAUAGAAAGAACUCGUGGGAACGUUAUUUAGAAAAUGAUCAAGUGGUUAUCAACUCUGGUUUUCCCACAGUAAAUGGUAGGAAAUGAUAGGAAUUCAGAUUGUUUAUCCAUAUAUUUAAUAUACGGUGCACUAUCUUUUCUCUGGAAACACGAUACUUUUCUUACUGUUUAUUGCACUUUAUUAAGUAACAGUUAUUUAGCUAUAUAUUUAUAGAAAACAACAACUCAAAAAACGGGAAAAAAAAGAAAGAAGGAAAAAAAGAGUUCAGUAGGACUCGAACGCGGCACCAUCGCCUCGACGCGACUACACCUAACCACUACACCACAGACACUGUUUACGUAAUCUUCCGCCGGCAAGAUGAUCGCCAGCCGCAUUAAUCGAGCUAUUAACAGUAAAAAAUCAAUGUAAACGCAUAUUCCAUGGCAAUGAAUGAAUGAAGAACAUAAUUAUGCUUUUCAAAACGCCGAUACACGUCCUCGUCUGCAGCGUAGGACACAAAACAUAUGUUUUGUUAUCUCGAUUUCCGCCGUUAUUUUGAAGCAAAUGGUCAAAAUCACAUCCAUCUUCGGCUCAUACAGGUUCUUAAGAGUAGCAUGGCAUGACAUUCUCUCACUUUCACAUCACCUUCUAGCAAGCUGGAAUUUGUAUAUCCCCCGUGUUGCGGAGUCGAAGAGCAAAUGCUCAUCUAAUCAAAUCAAAUUUGCUACAAAGAAAACUCUGAGUCUGGGCAGCGAACGAUGUGAACUUUCCCGUGUUUUUAUUUGAGUUGUUUGUGGCGCCAUGCACUCAAGUUGAAUGCAAUGCACUCUGGUUGAAUGCAAUGCAUUGUGGUAAAAAGUGUGGUUAAAUGCAAUGCAUUGUGGUAAAAAGUGAUGAAUUCGAGAAUUCGUCGCCCCUUAUAUAUUUCCCUUAAAUCCUGAUUAUGUUGCUGCUCGCUCCCUACGGUCGCUCCGCAGCAAAAAUCACCUAGACUACUUAAAUUGUAAAAAACUUCAUAAAACCUACUAAAAUCGAGAUUAAAAAGCACUUAAAAUCACAAAAAAGCUUUCUGAAAUAAAAAUGUCUUGAGUGUCUUUCUAAAAGAUGCUACUGAGGGGCUACUCCUAAUUGAAUAGGGCAAUGAAUUCCAUAGUUGAGGAGCAGCAGCAGCGAAAGAUCGAUCUCCUAACGUUGUUAAAGUCUUGAAUUUCACAUUGUUUAGUAGCAGUCCAUCACAAUCGGAGCGUACCUUGUAUUUACAUGCUUCUUUAAGAAUAAUAAGUUCCUGGAGAUAAAAAGGCGCUAAGCCAUUGAUAGCCUUAUACGUUAACACUAAUAUCUUAAAGUCAAUUCGGAAUUUAACCGGCAGCCAGUGCAGAUUAUACAGCAAAGGUCUUACAUGGCAAUAUUUAGAUUCCAGGAAAAUUAACCUAGCGGCAGCAUUUUGGACCCUCUGUAGCUUAUUAAGCUGGUAAGCUGGCAGGCCAUAGAGCAAGUUGUUACAGUAGUCUACCCGACUUGAGACAAAUGCUUGAAUGAGCGUCUCAGUGGACCGCCUAGAAAGAUAUUUCCUAAUUCUUCUUAUAUUAUACAAGUAAUAAAAAGCAUUGGAACAAGUGUUAUUUACAUGAGAAUUCAUUGAAAGAGUCGGGUCUAACCAUGUCCCUAAGUUCUUAACUACCCCUUUUGGUCUAAUUACACAGUCUGCAAUUAAAAUAUGAUCAAUAUUAACCUUGGCUAGUUGUUGCUUGCUACCAAUCAUUAGGAAUUCUGUUUUAACGUCAUUGAGAAGUAGUUUAUCAUUGCUGUAUAGCAGUGACAGCCUCAAAUUGCCCGGUGCUUAUGUUUGGACUGAAAGAUACAUACAACUGCGUUUCGUCAGCGUAGCAGUGAACCGUGGGAAGGUGCACCUUGAUAACAUCAAACAAUUUGCUUGGAUAAAUCGUGAAAAGCAAUGGCCCGAGGCAAGAGCCCUGCGGUACUCCGAAGUCCUAAUUCAAACUCUGAGAUAAAUUUCCUUGAACCAUAACACGCUGAGAUCUUCCAUUAAGAUAGGAACGGAACCAUUCAAGUGCCGUUCCAGAUAUACCAACUUUUGAGUGAAGCCGACUGAGUAAAACAUUGUGAUCCACAAUAUCAAAUGCCGCACUAAGAUCUAACAAAACCAUGCUGUUUGCUCAUGCACAACAAGAUGUCAUUUUUCACUCUCAGCAACGCUGUUUCUGUGCUAUAAUUCUUCCUAUAAGAUGACUGAUUGGUAAGGUAAAGAUUGUUCAUGCAAAUGUGACUAUGAGUUUGGUUAUAGACGGCUGACCCUGUCAGCUUCGAAACAAAUGGUAAGUUACUAACGGGACGAAAAUUCUUGAAGAGAAUGUCGAGGCCAGGUUUUUUAAGUAACAGUAAGACUAAAGCGUCCUUCCUGGCGACAGGAAAUUGACCAGACGUUAUAAUAAUAAAAUCGAAAGUGGAAAAUAAAAUAAAAUACGCUAACAAAUCUAAGAUUCAAAAAUCAAAAUCUGUAAAAAUUAUUGACUUAUAAGAUUGAAAAGACUUGUGAAUUCUGGAAUACUACUAAAUCUAGUCUUACCCUCAACAGAGAGCACAGAGGUCUAAAUUAAGCAGCCUGAGUUUAACUGAUGUACUUUUAAGGAAAACGUAAAUUUAAAAUGUGCCUUAUAAUUAACGAGGGGCUGCUAAUCUCAUAAUUACACAAGGAACAACUGAAAGCGAAACAAGUCUUCAAAUUGUUUCCAAAAUCAUUUCUUGAAAAUGGAUAAAGUUAAAAUAAUAAAAAAACGUUUUUCUUUUAAUUAUACUUCUCAGCGUCGACUACCUUUAAAUUCAGAAAGAUCAAAAUCGCAAGGACGGGAAAAACAGGCGCUUAUGUUACUUAUGUUCAGACUAUACCGCCAUAACUUUUACGCCACCUUGAAAAUCACACCGGAUAGGGGUCCUCUUCACACCGACAAAAACGGUUAUGGGUGCGCGAUUUCCGUGUAGCAAAGCGAAGCUGCGCUGCUCCAAUCUCUAAGGCGGAGACACAAGUAUCGAAUUUGUGCCGGUUUACACAAUCCUUGCUAGCUUUUCGUGGCGCCACGAAAAGCUAUCGGAAUCUUGGAACAUUACCUUAACAUUUAUUGAAAAAACUCGCUAGUCACUUGUGCCAUUAUAAAAGACUGUUGAACAGGCCGAACCUAGAAAUUUUUUCUACGUAAUUAAAUGCAAACGGCUCUCAAAAUGGAUAAAAAAUGUAUGCAUAUAACACAGUCUAAAUCAACCAGCUUUAAUUGGAUUCAUUUUUAUGGAAAACGCCUUAUAAUAUAAUUGACGCUGCAACUGCUAAUUUCAUAAGUACUCAAGGAACAACUAGAGAACGAGAGUAAGUCUUCAAUAGACGUCUCUGCUACACUUUUUAACGUUAGUUUAUAUUAAUCUCUAAUAAAUUCCCCCUCUCUUGUAGACGUCUCCCAUGACAAUUGCUUCAACAUACCAGAAAAAGUGAAAUAGUGAAAAAUCAAUAAAUUUAUUCUGUUUCUUGCUUUAUUGAUAAGAGUUUGAGUAUUCCAUCAUUUCUAAUGAUGUCAGAUUCAAAGUAACGAUUCUGAUAUCAAAGUUGAGCUUUACAAAAACAAAUGAAUAUGGAUCUCCAAACGUCCAAGACGUAUCAAUUGAAGCGCUGGAUAUUCUGAUGUUUAUUAACUGUGUUGUGUGAUAUAUUUACCGAAAUCGGCAAACAUUAGUUUUGUAUAAGUUUGUUACAGUUAUUAAACUAAUGGCCUCCAUUAAACGCCUCCCAUGUAUUAAACGCCCCCACUUGGGCUCCUUAAUAUUAAAAAGACACCCUAUAGGCGUCUAUUAGAUCGUUUUCGGUAAAUCUAAAGGGAUGUUUUCGCUUGUUUAAUCUUGGCUUCCCGUGUUUAGUGCUUAGUUGAUGAGCGUAUAACCGAAUAUUUCAUUGUCACACCUGUUUGAAAUUUGUUUUGAGCGGAGCGGUUCAGUCAAUUUCUUUUUAGUUCUUUUAUUGACUCAAUAAAAUAACUCAAAAAAAAUAUUGACUGAAACGCUACUGCUCAAAUUAAAUUUCAAACAGAUGUGACAAUGUAAUCUCCGGUUAUACGCUUAUCAACCAUGCGCUACACACAGGGAGCCAAAUAUUUUCUUGGCAACGACAGCCCCACCCGUCAAUUAGGUCGUUUGUAAUUUAGCGUAGCUACAGACUUUCAUUCUUUAUUGACAACUGCUGUCUCAAGGCUUAAAAAGGGGCAUGGAAUUUUUAAUAAAAGUUCUUAAGCGGACAGGGUUGCAAUAUUGAGUAGUUGUCAUGAGAAGCUUAUUAACCCAAUGUCGAGUGCACGGCAUUGUACAGAAGUCACCAAACAUGAACUCGACAACAGGGAAUGGAUCGAUCGAGUCUUCGAGCUGCUUCAGUUUAACAGCGUCAAAGAUCGGACAGAUCAUUUCUUUGAGUCUGACCCUUGCCGUUUCGUUGGUCGGAAACUCUCUCAUUGUAAUAAUCGUAUGCAAAACGCCAACCUUAAGAAAGUCGAUAAAUUAUUUCAUCGCAAACAUGGCCAUGUCUGAUCUUCUGUUUCCAAUAUUCUGGCUACCUUGGCGCCUGUCAGAGUUGCACUAUAAUGACAACUCGUGGUCGAUCGGUGGUCAGUUUCGCCAGGCCCUGUGCAAGACUGUCCCUUUCUUUAGUUAUGUUUCCAUUACCGUUUCGGUUCAGAAUCUGAUUCUGAUAGCAGUCGAUCGAUUUGGAGCCGUGGUGUUUCCACUCCGUUCCCCACUCAUCAGGUCCAAGCUACGUCUUUUCUUCAUUCUUGCCACGUGGAUAGUUGCAGUGGCUUUCAGUUCAUCGUACUUGUUCGUCUUCGACCUCUUUAAAUACCAAGGGGAAACCGGGUGUAUUGAGAGAUGGAAAAAAGCAUUUGGAGAGUCGUCGUCCUUUACUGACUUUAUAGUAGCUUUCUUUAUAGUGUUUAUAUACCUCCCUGUGCUGUUGUUAGCCAUUCUUUACUCCAUCAUCCUUAUCAAGCUCAAGACACAAGUACACCCGGGUGAACAGUCCGCGAACACUCAGCAACAGCAGAACAAAAGAAACAGAAAGGUCCUUCAGCUGUCUAUUACUAUCGUAACAGUGUUUGUGCUUUGCUGGUUACCUUAUACAACUAACUAUUUUAUCAUUCAAGCCGGUUCCAUACAUUUUUCCUGUGGUUUUUGGCUAUACUUUGAUGUCACCUUAUGUAUGGCUUCCUCGUACUGUGCUAUUAACCCGCUUAUCUGCUUUAUUUUUAGUAGUAAUUACCGACAAGGUCUUAAAAGACUCAUAAAUAGUUCUACUGUCGUAGAGACGUAA
Molecule: messenger RNA, 8925 nt
Organism: Porites evermanni
Lineage: Eukaryota; Metazoa; Cnidaria; Anthozoa; Scleractinia; Poritidae
Source: the annotation of a GenBank genome assembly